AUCAGGACCGUAUCUGUGGACUAUGUUUGAAGGGCUAUAAGCUCUACUUCGCUAAAGGCGCAGUAAUGAAGAUACAGUAGCAGUCUCAUGGGAAACUAAUGAAGGCUGUUUGUUAUGGCUGAUAUCCAGCUACAUGGCGCAUGACCACGGGGAGCAUCCACCAAACGAUGAUAUCCGUAGUGCUGUGAAAAAGGCGAAUGAGUCCAGGAUACCAUUGGUUAUCUGUGCUGACGCUAACUCGCACCACAUUGUAUGGGGUAGCAGCGACACCAACACAAGAGGUGAGAGUCUUUUCAGUUUCAUACUUAAUAGUAGUUUGGAAGUAGUUAAUAGAGGUUCAGAACCUACCUUCAUUGUUUCAAACAGAAGUGAGGUACUAGACUUAACACUUGUGAGUGCUGAGCACCACAGUAUGAUUAACAAUUGGGCUGUCUCCGACGACUGCUCUUUUUCUGAUCAUCUAUAUAUUGAUUUCAAUAUCAGUGUAACUUAUAGGAAUGAUAAUACCAUUCUAAAUAGGAGGAAGACCAAUUGGGAGUUGCAGAGUGAUGUACUCUCCCGGUCUCUACCAAACCCGCCCACUAUUGAAAAUAGGGACGAUAUUGAGGUAGCAGUUGAGGCACUUACAGAAGCGUUCCAAUCAGCUACUAAUUUGGCCUGUAAGCCGAAUAUCUGCAGGGGUAGGAAUAAGCCACCCUGGUGGAACCCUGAGAUUGCACACGCAAGAAGGGCGUGUCGUAAAUUGUUCAACGAGGCAAAGAGGCUGGGUAACUGGCCGGAAUAUAAGUCCUCAGUGAACCACUUUAAGAACCUUACGAGGAAUGCGAAAAGGAAAGCCUGGAGGGACUUCUGUAGCGGCGUGGAAGGAUCCUCUGAGACUAACCGAUUACGUAAAAUUCUAUCAACUUCACCGGUUGUACCAAGCUAUAUCCAGAAACCCUGUGGUAGAUGGACUCUGAAUAGUAAGGAAACACUUGAGGUCCUAUUAGAUACUCAUUUUCCAGGUUGCCUUCCAGUCGAUGAUGAGACUAUGAAUGGGGCUGCCGAUUCUGUUGCUCCGGGUGAUAACUCUGUUCCGAUAAACAGGGAUAGAAUCCAAUGGGCAAUCAAAAGCUUCGACCCGUUUAAAUCUCCUGGGCCGGAUGGCAUUAUUCCUGCUGAUCUUCAAAAGAACGAAGAAAUAGUAUUAUCUGAGUUAGGCAUGACAGCUCCCAAUCGUUCGAUGCACGACGCAUUUAAUCAAGAGUUGCAAUGCGAAAAACAAUAUGAUUGCGAUGCCUUAAAGUAA
Messenger RNA from Calliphora vicina (urban bluebottle blowfly), 1288 nucleotides. RefSeq lists its product as uncharacterized. The coding region runs from base 134 to 1288 and encodes 384 amino acids. The record is from RefSeq and is a predicted model, not a curated record. Lineage: Eukaryota; Metazoa; Arthropoda; Insecta; Diptera; Calliphoridae. The transcript is spliced from 3 exons. Gene Ontology annotation, molecular function: catalytic activity.